AUGACUUUGAAAAGGGCUUAUAUUUUAAUUGUUUGCAUGCUGUUUUACUUUUCCUUCCUAUGUGUUGAAGCAGGAUGAUCCAAAAAGUUGCAUAUAAAACUACCUAAUGAAGAUGAUGAUUACUUGGGGAAAUUAAUUAAAAUCUCGAAGGACAUAUGGGGAUAUACACUAAAUAAUAAAUUGAAGAUUACGAAAAUUUUAACUACAUCACUACUUUCAGCGUACUCAUUUAAUUGUCUAUACCAUUCGGGUCUUACCUUUCAGAAGAAUCCACAUUAUUCAUUUUUUGUUCCAUCAAACAGUUAUGUAAAGAAUUGCAUUAUUAAAAAGAUAAAGAAAAAUUAUAAAUUUAAAAAGUAUCUAUUUCAAGAAGAUAAAAUAUUUGAACACACUUUUGACACCACUUCUGAGAACACCAAAAUGGUAGUAACUUCUGUUGUAAAUAAUUUAAUAAAUUUUUUAAAUUUCAUACCUACUAGAAUAAGAAAAACAUUUAUAUAUGAAUUUUCGAAGCACAAAGAGUUUAAAAAUGUGGAAAUUUUGUUUAAUUACAUCAAACUAGUAAAACAUGAAGAACAAAUUUUAAUAUUCCAUGGAAAAUUGAAAAAACACUACUGGAUACAUUUGCCUUUAAAAUAUCAUAUACAAAAAUCGAAGGAUGGUUCUAUCCACACAUUAAUAUUUGUUCCAUUGUACAAAUAUUAUUCUAAUUAUAUUAUAGAAAUGAAAUUAAUAAAAGAGAAUAAUAACAUAAAAUUUGUCACCACUAUUAAGUCUACAGGAGAAAAGGAUGAAAAAAAAAAAAAUACCUUUUACUUAAAUGUUAUCAAUAAUAUUGCCAUGUAUUUAUCAUAUGAUGUUUUUAAAGGAAUAAAUAAUAACAUCCAUGUAAUGUAUAGAAGAAAUACAAAAUGUGAUAAAAUGAGCUUUUUAAGAUCGAAUGAUAUUUUGAAAAGGAAAAAAAAUGAAAAUUUGAAAUACAUUGCCCCUCCCAUUUUUAUCCCACAGAAUUUUAAAAUAAAACGGAGGUAA
Messenger RNA from Plasmodium gonderi, 1032 nucleotides. Its product is annotated as selenoprotein. The record is from RefSeq and is a predicted model, not a curated record. NCBI's taxonomy places the organism in Eukaryota, Apicomplexa, Aconoidasida, Haemosporida, Plasmodiidae. The transcript has a single exon.